AAAGUCGGGCAGCUUCAAUUCUAUGUAAGAUUGAGGCUGCGGUGGAUUAGUUCGCCAUGAUAAAACGCUAGAUAUUUUUUAUCCUUCCAUUGGACAGCAUGCAUACAGUUCUCUUGAAGGCAUCAAUAAAUAUAUCGUACUUGUAACUUAUUUUAGAGAAAAAUCAUAACGCGACAAAAUAUAUAAGUAAAUAUGAUUUCCGAACCCAGAAAGUGCACUUAUUGAAUAAAAUUUCAAACUGUUUACAUAAGUUUGGUGAACAUAAUUUCCAAAAUUAACUAUAUUCGGAAGCAAAUCCUACUCAUAAUAUUUCUUCUUCGAAGACUCGGUGUAUAAUUACAUACAUAUUUAGAACCGGCGUAUUUAUGUACAUGAGUGUUCUCUGCAUAAAAAUUAAAACAAUUACCAUGCCAAAAAAGAAUUGGCAGUGCCCUCAGUGUUCAAAAAUGUGCAACACUCGGGAUCAUUUGCAGACUCAUUUUGCCACGCAGCACCCCGACGCAAAGAUGAAGUGCAAGGUUUGCGGUAACAAUUUAAAAAGUCCGCAGUCUUUAUCUAACCACAUCCGAAAUUAUCACACCAACCGGAAGCUACCCACUUGCCAAAUUUGUCGCCGAGUGUUUUUCUCAUCCGCCACUUUGCGCGGACAUAUGAACGCCGCCCACACCACGGCGGCACGACCUCGGGUGCGAUGCACGUUUCCCCGCUGUACAAAAACCUACUCGAGCCAGAACUCUUUGUCAAAUCAUGUAAGAGGUGAACAUGCCCAAAACCCGGUCCGACUUCGGUGUAAACUUUGUGGAAGAGAAUUUAAAACGAGGGGAUGCUUGGAAAAGCACAUUUCAUAUCACACAACGGAGAAACCGUACAAAUGUGCCACGUGCGGGAGAUGUUUUGCAAGAGGAGAACACUUGAAAAUUCAUGAGGAGACACACCUUGAAAAAUCUAGGCGAAAGAUUUUCCACUGCGGCAUUUGUCCCACCACAUUCGUUACAAAAGCCGGGUGGAAGAGACACAUCGUGAGUAGUCAUGGAAAUCAGAGGGAUUAUCGUUGCGCAGUUUGUGGCAAAAGGUUUGCACUACAAUCGUAUCUGAAGCGUCACGUGGAGAACAAACACCCCGUGGACGAAGAGAAGAUUCAUUCCUGUAAAAAAUGCGAAUACAAAAGCCACUCAAAGGCUUACUUAGCCAAUCAUGUGAAGCGUCACAAUAUCGCGAAUUAUAAGCACUGCGAUUUCUGUUCCAAGGCGUUUGCAAUCUUUCCCGAUUUGGCGAAACAUUUCGGACGGCAUACUCUAGAAAAAUAUGUGAAUCGUCGUGUUGCAUAAGUAAACAAGUUUUUUUUUGUUUAAUUUUUCCACAGCAAGUUGUCACAUAUAAAAGUUGUAUCGUGUGUUUUUUAUUCAAGAUUUGAUUUUUAGAUUGAUCCUCUUUCGAUGAAUUCAUUUUUGUAUUUUUGGUAAUGAAAUAAAUAUAUGAACAAAAAUGGA
This is a messenger RNA of Folsomia candida, 1490 nucleotides long. RefSeq names its product oocyte zinc finger protein XlCOF26. NCBI's taxonomy places the organism in Eukaryota, Metazoa, Arthropoda, Collembola, Entomobryomorpha, Isotomidae. The transcript is spliced from 3 exons. Gene Ontology annotation, cellular component: nucleus. Bases 366 to 1328 code for a protein of 320 amino acids. Gene Ontology annotation, molecular function: RNA polymerase II transcription regulatory region sequence-specific DNA binding; DNA-binding transcription factor activity, RNA polymerase II-specific. The record is from RefSeq and is a predicted model, not a curated record. Gene Ontology annotation, biological process: regulation of transcription by RNA polymerase II.